AUGGCAUAUAACUCAACCGUUCAGUCUUCUGCCCAGCUCUCGGAGCAUCAUAAAAUCCCUUCCAUGCCAGGACACAGUUCCAGCCAAAACUCCGCCUUUUGUGGCCUUGAGCCUGCACAUCACCACGAACAAAGCCAACAUCAAACGGCUGAGCGCACUGUAGCCGACUCUGAUGCUGGCUCUGAUGUCUCGCUGUCUGACAAUGUUGCAUCAGAGGCUACCAACUCCACAGUUAUCACUCCUGAAGACUAUGAACGAAUAAGCCGCGAAUACGAAGAGGCUGUUAGAGAGACCCAUCAUAGUCAGAUGGGGUGUCACUCUGGUAAAGUAUCUGCUCUUUGGGUAUAUAUUCAGUUACACACUCUAACAGCCAUAGACGCCGUGUCUCAAGGUUCGCGGAAUGCUGCUCAGAUGCCACGAGAGACAAAUGGCGGUUCAAAUCUGGGGAAACGCAAGUUCAGCGCCAAACAUGAUGAAAGUCAGAGAAGCGACGCCGUGAGAAAACUCAAAGCGAGGCGUGAAGAAUCUGAAGAAGAAUCGAACCGAGCAAAUUCUGAAGGACAAGAAGCUCCAUCCACCUUUAUCGCUUCAAUCAGGACUUGGAGCAAGACAGCGGGAAAGAGACAUCCUAGUGAUGUCUACUUUCAAGUCAAAGGAUUCGCGGACGUCAAACGAGACGAAGGGGGCAAUAUAAAGAUCAAGGUCAAUUGGGUUCCAAUUUGGGUCCCUAUCCAAGACCUCAGGGGAGAGGAGUCAUACGACGCAGCCAGAGAAUUAGUUGUCGGAAAAUUUGGGGAAGAUGCGUGGACCAGCACAUCAGAUGGGUGGGAUGCUAUGGAACCGUAUGCCGAAGGCCGUAUUGACUAUGCCAAAGAGUAG
Molecule: messenger RNA, 879 nt
Organism: Metarhizium robertsii ARSEF 23
Lineage: Eukaryota; Fungi; Ascomycota; Sordariomycetes; Hypocreales; Clavicipitaceae
Exons: 1
Coding region: 1-879 (292 amino acids)
Source: RefSeq, a predicted model, not a curated record